CCCAAGGGGGUCGGAGCCGAGCUGCGCGUGGUGGUGGGACAUUCCACGGCGGGCGUGUACAGAUGUGAGGCGUCGGUGCGCGGGUUCCCGGACCUGCAGGGGCACAUGCGGGUCCUGCUGAAGGGGCCUCCGCAGAUCGUCAGUGCGAGCGACCAGCAGGGCAGGAAGGGGGAGACGGUCUCGCUGGAAUGUAGCACUGUCUCCAUCCCGAGUCCCAUAAGGGUCACCUGGACUUACAACGGUCAAGAAAUUGAUUUUAGUGACCCCCGCUACGACUUGGUGGAGGACGAGGAGAAGGAGGGCGUGCGCAACUACCUGGUGAUCCACGACGCCGACGAGGAGGACUUCGGCGCCUACAACUGCUCUGUCGUGAACGAGUACGGCGUCGCUCAAAUGCUCAUCCGCCUCAAGCAGGAAAAGACGCUGCCUGUAUAUGCGCUAGUGUGGGGCAGCCUCGGCCUCAUCGUGACAGGCCUCGUGGUGACCGGCAUCAUCGUGUGCACGCGACGCCGGGCCAUCAUCCGAGAUACCCCGAUGCCAGAAAAGCCCCUUUCAGUGAUGGUCGUACCUGGACUGCCAGCUGUUAACAUGUACUCUGUUUCCUCCGACUCGAAGCUCUGGCAGGGCCUCACCCCUACUCCCACGCCCACGCGCACGUCCACGCCAUCUCCCCUCAACAUGGACGCUUUGACGCCUACUGCUACUGUCCCGCCUACACAUACGUUUAGCAGCCUCAGCCAGGACUCGGACAGGGCCUUCAUCGUCGACCCUGACGCCGAGGGGGGCCGGGGCUACGUUCCUUUCGUCGACUACGACAGCUGUGAUUACGCGCCGCCAUCCACGGGUCGCCGGGUCUCCUGCAACGACGUGGGCCUACACCGACCCUCCCCUCGCCCCCUGAGAAAAUUCCUGUCCCUAACUUCUGCACCACCAUCAGGAGGGGCAGGGCCCGGGAUAUGUAACUCACGAGGCUGGCGAGACAAAGCUUGUGCCUACCGAUUACCGCACCGCCACGCUUCCUCGUCGCAGCCGUGGUGCUUCUCGCGUCAAAGUCACUCAUAA
Messenger RNA from Penaeus vannamei (Pacific white shrimp), 1062 nucleotides. Lineage: Eukaryota; Metazoa; Arthropoda; Malacostraca; Decapoda; Penaeidae. The record is from RefSeq and is a predicted model, not a curated record.